UUCAAUUACAUAAUUUCAUUUAAUUAGACCUAAUUUCCCAAGAAUGAGAACCCUCCUAUUAAGAAAUUGGUUUGGAAAUGUUCGAAGUUUAAGCAGUCCCCAAAUAAUAUGUCGUCAUUUCUCGAAUGAAACUAAAAAUUUUUAUGAUUUGGUUGUUAUUGGUGGUGGAAUUGUUGGAGUUGCAUCAGCUAGAGAAAUUUUACUACGAUUUCCAAAAUUAAAAGUAGCUGUCGUAGAAAAAGAAUCGAAACUUGCAACUCAUCAAACAGGACAUAAUAGUGGAGUAAUUCAUGCUGGACUCUACUAUAAACCUGGUUCAUUAAAAGCCAAAUUAUGUGUGAAAGGAUUGAAAUUAAUAUACGAUUACUUAGAUAAAAAUAAUAUACCGUAUAAAAAGUGUGGAAAACUUGUGGUCGCUACAAGAAAAGAUGAAUUAGAAACAUUACAAAAUUUAUAUUCAAGAUCAUUAGAAAAUGGUGUACCAGAUGUUAGACUUAUCGAUGGCAAAGAAAUUUCAGCGAUUGAACCACAUUGUCUUGGUUUAAAAGCCGUGCAUUCACCUCAUACGGGUAUCGUAGAUUGGGCUUUAGUUACAAAUUACUUUGCCAAAGAAUUUCAACAAUUGGGUGGUGAGAUUUUACUAAAUUUCAAUGUAACAAAAUUUUCUGAAAGUUCAUCACCUGGUUAUCCUGUAAGUAUUACGUCUAAAGAUGGAAAACAAAUUUCAACGAAAUAUGGUUUAGCUUGUGCAGGCCUACAAUCAGAUAUAAUUGCACGAUUAUCAGGUGGCGCUAAAUUCCCAGCUAUAAUACCAUUCAGAGGAGAGUAUUUAUUAUUAAAACAUGAAUUUGAACAUCUAGUGAAUGGGAAUAUUUAUCCUGUUCCAAAUCCAAAUUUACCUUUUCUAGGUGUUCAUUUUACUCCAAGAUUAGAUGGAAGUAUUUGGCUAGGACCGAAUGCUGUUCUUGCAUUUAAAAAAGAAGGAUAUAGGUGGACUGAUUUCGAUUUGAAUGAAUUUACAUCAAUUGUAACGAACCCUGGCUUUAUCAAAUUAGCUCUCAAAUAUCCUGCGUUUGGUUUAAAAGAAUUUUAUAAAUCUUGCAAUUUGAAUUAUCAAGUUCAAGAUUUAAAACAAUACAUUCCAAAUUUAGAACGAAACUGGGUGGAGAAAGGCCCAUCUGGUGUAAGAGCUCAAGCAUUAUCUGUUGAAGGUGAAUUAAUUGAGGAUUUCUUUUUUGAAACCGGUAAUCAAUAUCCAGGCGAGUUUAUAUUACAUUGUCGAAAUGCACCGUCACCCGGUGCAACAAGUUCUAUGGCGAUAGCUGAAAUGAUUACAGAUAAAUUAAACAAUUUAUUUCAUUUAUCAAAUUUGAAUAACUAAA
Molecule: messenger RNA, 1382 nt
Organism: Chrysoperla carnea
Lineage: Eukaryota; Metazoa; Arthropoda; Insecta; Neuroptera; Chrysopidae
Gene: L2HGDH
Product: L-2-hydroxyglutarate dehydrogenase, mitochondrial
Exons: 4
Coding region: 44-1381 (445 amino acids)
Molecular function (GO): (S)-2-hydroxy-acid oxidase activity; (S)-2-hydroxyglutarate dehydrogenase activity
Source: RefSeq, a predicted model, not a curated record